This is a messenger RNA of Brassica napus (rape), 597 nucleotides long. Its product is annotated as tRNA N6-adenosine threonylcarbamoyltransferase-like. The coding region runs from base 1 to 597 and encodes 198 amino acids. NCBI's taxonomy places the organism in Eukaryota, Viridiplantae, Streptophyta, Magnoliopsida, Brassicales, Brassicaceae. The record is from RefSeq and is a predicted model, not a curated record. The transcript has 3 exons. Gene Ontology annotation, cellular component: EKC/KEOPS complex; cytoplasm.
AUGGCCGCGGCCGAUCCUACCCGAGAUGUGGCCGCGUCCGACCAUAAGGUUUUAGACAUGGCCGAUGGUCCUGGUGUACCAAGAACUGAUGCUUGGGACGCCAAGCUUCAUGGAAUGGAUGUGUCAUUCAGUGGGAUAUUGAGUUAUAUCGAAACUACUGCAGAGGAGAAGCUCAAGAACAACGAGUGCACACCUGCAGAUGUGUGCUACUCCCUUCAAACGUUAUUUGCGAUGUUGGUUGAGAUCACGGAACGAGCGAUGGCUCAUUACGACAAGAAAGACGUUUUGAUAGUUGGUGGUGUCGGGUGUAACGAGCGUUUGCAGGACAUGAUGAGGACUAUGUGUUCUGAACGUGACGGUAGGCUUUUUGCUACGGAUGAUCGUUACUGCAUUGAUAACGGAGCGAUGAUUGCGUACACGGGUCUUCUUGAGUUUGUUAACGGUAUUGAAACGCCGUUAGAAGACUCUACCUUUACGCAGCGGUUUCGCACGGACGAGGUUCAUGCGGUGUGGCGAGAGAAGGAAGAUAUGGUACGUGGAGAUAAGAACGUUGCUGCUGCUAAGCGAUUGUGUGUACUCAAUUUUUAUCGAUUAUGA